AUGGCGCAAUUAACAGGCGUCGAGGUUGCCAAACACAACAAGUCGGAUGACUGCUGGGUCAUUGUACAUGGGAGGGCAUACGAUGUCACAGAAUUCCUACCUGAACACCCGGGGGGAACGAAGAUCAUCCUCAAAUAUGCGGGCAAAGAUGCGACCGAAGAAUUCGACCCGAUACACCCCCCUGACACCCUGGAAAAGUACCUGCCUAAGUCCAAACACCUCGGCCCGGUAGACAUGUCGACGGUGGUUAAGGAGAAGCAUGAGGAAUCGCCAGAGGAACAAGAACGAAUGAAGCGCAUCCAGGAGAUGCCCCUCCUCGAGCAGUGCUACAACCUACUCGACUUCGAAGCCGUCGCGCGGAGAGUGAUGAAGAAGACAGCGUGGGGGUACUAUUCCAGCGCAGCCGACGACGAGAUUACGCUCCGCGAAAACCACUCAGCCUUCCACCGCAUCUGGUUCCGCCCGCGCAUACUGAUCGACGUCGAAAAAGUCGACUUUUCUACCACCAUGCUCGGCACCCCCUGCUCCAUCCCCUUCUACGUGACCGCCACCGCCCUCGGCAAGCUCGGCCACGUCGAGGGCGAGGUGGUCCUCACGCGGUCCGCGCACAAGCACAACGUGGUCCAGAUGAUCCCGACCCUCGCCUCGUGCUCGUUUGACGACAUCGUCGAUGCCGCCGCUCCCGAUCAGGUCCAGUGGCUCCAGCUCUACGUCAACAAGGACCGGGCCAUCACGCAGCGCAUCGUGCAGCACGCCGAGAAGCGCGGCUGCAAGGGCCUGUUUAUCACGGUCGACGCGCCGCAGCUCGGCCGCCGCGAGAAGGACAUGCGCAUGAAGUUCACCGACGAGGGCAGCAACGUGCAAAACGGGCAAGCCACCGACAACAGCCAGGGCGCCGCCCGCGCCAUCAGCAGUUUCAUCGACCCGUCAUUGAGCUGGGCCGACAUCCCCUGGUUCCGCUCCAUCACCAAGAUGCCCAUCGUGCUCAAGGGCGUGCAGCGCGUCGAGGAUGUCGUCAAGGCCGCCGAGGCCGGCGUUCAGGGGGUGGUGCUGUCCAACCACGGGGGGCGGCAGCUCGAGUUUGCGCGCUCCGCCAUCGAGGUGCUCGCCGAGACGAUGCCCGUGCUGCGCGAGCUGGGACUGGAGAACAAGAUCGAGAUCUAUGUCGACGGCGGCGUGCGGCGCGCCACCGACAUUCUCAAGGCGCUCUGCCUCGGCGCCAAGGGCGUUGGUAUCGGCCGCCCCUUCCUAUACGCCAUGUCGGCCUACGGCCAGGACGGCGUCGACCGCGCCAUGCAGCUGCUCAAGGACGAGAUGGAGAUGGGCAUGCGCCUGAUCGGCGCGCGGACUAUCGCCGAGCUGAACCCCGGCAUGGUGGAUGCGAGGAGCUUGUUUAACCACGCCUCGCCGCCCUCGGACUCGCUCGCUCAUGCUGUCUAUGACCCGCUAGUUAAUCCGUCGCAGAGGCUGGCUGUGACGGGGGAGAAGCCCGAGAAGGCGAAGUUGUAG
Chaetomium globosum CBS 148.51 is the source of this 1509-nucleotide messenger RNA. RefSeq lists its product as uncharacterized. The record is from RefSeq and is a predicted model, not a curated record. Gene Ontology annotation, biological process: lactate metabolic process. The transcript is spliced from 5 exons. NCBI's taxonomy places the organism in Eukaryota, Fungi, Ascomycota, Sordariomycetes, Sordariales, Chaetomiaceae. The coding region runs from base 1 to 1509 and encodes 502 amino acids. Gene Ontology annotation, molecular function: heme binding; L-lactate dehydrogenase (cytochrome) activity.